Messenger RNA from Fulvia fulva, 276 nucleotides. RefSeq lists its product as uncharacterized. The transcript is spliced from 2 exons. The record is from RefSeq and is a predicted model, not a curated record. Bases 1 to 276 code for a protein of 91 amino acids. NCBI's taxonomy places the organism in Eukaryota, Fungi, Ascomycota, Dothideomycetes, Mycosphaerellales, Mycosphaerellaceae.
AUGGCCUCCGCAAAGCCCCGCGUAUACAUCCUCACAGGCGCCGUCGCAGCCAUAACAGCUACAGGAGCAUGGUAUGGCGCCGGCCUGAAGACGAGGCAUGAGUUCAAGCAGGAACGCCAAACCAUAACCCAAGCCACAACAUCAGACAGAAUCGCCAGUCUAGAAAUGUCAAAAGCAAAGCUGUUGAAGCAAAGAACAGAAAUGCAGAACAAAAUCGAUCAAUUGACUGGAAAAGCCACGACGCCACCAGUUGAGAAAAUUGGGCCUGGACGAUGA